CCUGAACUGGUUGCCAGCCAAUCGCAGGGCACAUAGAAACAAACAACCAUUCGCACUCACAGUCAGACCUACGGGCAAUUUAGAAUCUCCAAUUAAUGCAUGUUUUUGGGAUGUGGGAGGAAACCGGAGUGCCCGGAGAAAACCCACGCAGGCACGGGGAGAACAUGCAAACUCCACACAGGCGGGGACGGGGAUUGAAUCCCGCACCUCAGAACUGUGAGGCUGACGCUCUAACCAGUCGCCCACUGUGCCGCCAAAACUGUGUACAAUCACUGAAAAACAUUUUAACCUGAAAUGUUCAAAUUGGUGGUGGGGGUAAAAAAAAAACACACUAAUUUGCAGUUACCGAGAAAUGUCUACUCUGAAUUGUAUGCUUCUAUAAACAAACAUUAGGUACUGGUACAGUAUACCACUAUAAACAAUGGAUUUUGCUUCAAGAAAGCGUGAUUGUACAGAAAAUAUUGAAAACUGAGCAUUAGCUUUAUAAAGGCAGAUUUGUUUUUCAUAAAGCUCUUGAGUGUUUCUAGAUUUGAUUGGCAGUUGCGUUUCAUAGAAUUAGUGUGUGUGUGCGCCGUACCGUCUAAUCAGAUUUCCUUGCUGCUACACACGCCCAGCCAAUCGGCGUGCAGCAGGGGCGGGACUUGUGUGGAAUUCGGGCAGGUACGUCAGUCGAGCCUUUUGGCUGAAAAUGGAUCCACUCGAGUCGAAUUAGUCUGGGGAAUAAAAAUUUAAACAAGAACAUUUUCGGCCUGGGACAAUUAUUUUCACUUUAUUUCCAUGAUUGUUUGGGGUCUGUCUACAAGGACGGAUGGACGAGAGCUAGCUUGUUGGCUUCGUAUGAAAAAUGCUCGGAAGCUGAGAGAGAUGCAUCAUGGGAAAGAAUGGCCAGACAUGUGACUACAGGAAUCCCAAAAGUCAGCUGUUAUGUCACAAAGACAUGUUCGCCUGAACGGCGACGGCUCCGGCAGGCUCCAUGGCUCAUUCAUCGGAACCCUCCUGCAGGGAGAAGACCCCCGGCACACAGGGGAAGUCGCACUCAGCGGCGCGCAACAUUGUACGGAAGAAGGAGCAGCAGCAGCAGCGGCGGCGGCGAGGAAUCCGAUCUUCCUCACCCAUGGGCCGCGUCAUCCUCAUCAACUCGCCGGUUGACGGCGGCGAUGACAGCGAAGACCUUCACACCAUCACGGUGGACAAAAGCGAGGACGGCAAGCUGGGCUUCAGCGUGCGCGGCGGCUGCGAGCACGGCCUGAGCAUCUUCGUCAGCAAGGUGGAAGACGACAGCACGGCAGAGGAGGCCGGGCUGCUGGUGGGCGACAAGCUGGUGGAGGUGAACGGCGUCAGCCUGGAGAGCAUCACCAUGAGCAGCGCCGUCAAGGUCCUAACGGGCAACAACAGGCUGAGGAUGGUGGUGAGGCGAGUGGGCAAGGUGCCCGGGAUCCGCUACUCGAAAGAGAAGACCACCUGGGUGGACUUGAUACACAGGCGCAUGGUGGUGGAGGAAAGCGGGCGGACGCCUUCGGACGCCAGCGCGAGCAGCGCUCUCCGCAGGAUCGUCCACCUGUACACCACCUCUGACGACUACUGUCUGGGUUUCAACAUCCGCGGUGGGAAGGAGUUUGGUUUGGGCAUUUACGUCUCCAAGCUGGACCCCGGCGGCCUGGCCGAGCAGAACGGGAUCAAGAUGGGCGACCAGAUCCUGGCCGCCAACGGCGUGGGCUUCGAGGACAUCAGCCACAGCAACGCGGUGGAGGUGCUGAAGAGUCACACGCACGUCAUGCUGACCAUCAAGGAGGCCGGCCGCUACCCCGCUUACAAGGAGAUGGUGGCGGAGUACCGAUGGCUCAACAAGUUGGCCAACGGGGGUCAGAAAUCUUCCUCGCUGGGGUCUGAGUCCAACUCGUCAGCAUCCUCGCUGUCCUCGGAGACGCCGGUCAGUUCUCUGAGCGGCCUGUCCCAGGUCAUGUUCCCAACUAGUUUGCCGUUUGCCUCCGACAUGGUGGAUGUGGGCAUCUCCACUGAGGACCAGAGGUUCGAGUCGGAGCACAGCGAGGCAGUCAUCCAGACGGACACCACCCGCAGCCGGGGAGCCACCACGCUGCUGCGGGACACGGCCAUCCGCCGGGAGGAAAACGAAGAUGAGGGCGGUCCGAGGAGGGAGUCUCGUAAGACGGCGGUGCUGCUGGCCCUCAGCAGACCCAGCCGACCCAUCAGCCGCUCGCAGAGCCAGGUCACCAUAGCAGAGAUCAGCCAGAAGAAAGCCAAGAAGCAGAAAGGAGGAAAAAACUCUGGAGAGAAGAGCGCCCUUCAACGCUCCAAGACGCUGGUCAACUUGUUGUUUGGAGGCGCACGCAAGAGGGACGCCUCCAGGGGGCGCUCAAAGUCGCUGUCUACUGACAAAGAAGGUUGGAGCCUUGGCAGAGGUCCGAGCGCUGCGGCAUUUCCAGAAGAGACGCUGCGAGCGGUGGAGGAGUUGGCACAGCGUCUGUUGACGGAGGAGGAGGCGGAAGCGGUGAUGAAGGCGUGUCGGACGUAUGUGGAAGAAAGGUGCGUGGAGAUGUUAAUACGUCACCUACUGGCCGUGCUGGAUAGGCCUGAAAAACUGCUGCUGCUCAGAGAGGUCAGGAUGUUGCUUCCGGCCACCCAUCUCCGAGAAUUUAACAGCACUGUGGAAGCGGUGGAGGUGGAGGCGUACGACAUCCUCAAGUACCGCUCAGUCCAAACACCGCCUCUUCGCUCUCCCGCAUCCGGACGAGCACCUAAACGCCGCCUCAUCACGCCGAUCCCAGAUUUGCGAGGGGGGUUCGAGCUGCACAGUGCCGCCAUGGUGGAGAAGCAAAGCCACUUGGUUGACAAGCUAGAGAAGCUCAGCCUGUCGGGGCCGCGGGCGUCCAGGCAGCGACGGCGGCGCCCCACUGCCCCCUUCACGCCGCUGCUGGACAUCCCGGUGGAUGGGUACCAGUUCACGGAGGACCACAAACACUGGCCCGCAUGUAGACCGGACCCCAACUGGCUGCUCUCCACCGAGUGCGAUUUUGGAAGCGUCGCCACGGUGCGCUCUGAAGAGGUCUCAGAUUCUGCAUGUUUGAAUGACCGCCAUGCUCCACAAGAGUAUGAACUCCAAACGGUCAGCAUCUCCAAGACCAAGCAGUCACUCGGCAUCAGCAUAUCUGGCGGGAUGGAGUCCAAGGUCCAGCCGGUGGUCAAGGUGGAGAAGAUCUUCUCGGGAGGAGCCGCCUCCAGCUGCGAGGUGCUUAAGGUAACGUGGACACACAACCAGAAAAGGCAGCAAAGCGUGCGACCUCCAAACACUCGCGCCUCUCUCUUCCAGGCCGGAUUCGAGGUGGUUAGCGUGGACGGCACGUCGCUGCAAGGAGUCACCCACCACCAUGCCGUUGACCUCAUCCGAAAAGCCUUCAGCAACAAGGCCAAAAACCCCAUGAUGCUGGUGGUCAAAGUGCCCUGCAAGCCUCCAAAGACAUCAUUAGCACAACUUAGUGGUCAAUAAUGGCCAAACAUCUCCAUUUUGGAAACAAAAACAACAAUUUCAUAACAAUUCAGUGUAACCUUUAAUAAACACAAAAUAUACAGCAAGGUGAAAAUAUUCAUUUCUCUCUAUAUAUGUGCUGCGGAAGCCUGACAAACAUCCAAUAUGAAGACAG
Molecule: messenger RNA, 3659 nt
Organism: Phyllopteryx taeniolatus (common seadragon)
Lineage: Eukaryota; Metazoa; Chordata; Actinopteri; Syngnathiformes; Syngnathidae
Product: PDZ domain-containing protein 7-like
Exons: 17
Coding region: 974-3505 (843 amino acids)
Biological process (GO): auditory receptor cell stereocilium organization; sensory perception of sound
Cellular component (GO): plasma membrane; cilium; stereocilia ankle link complex
Molecular function (GO): protein binding
Source: RefSeq, a predicted model, not a curated record